UUUGGUCAAGCUGUCCCCCUAUAGUGAGUAGAGCGGAGUGGGGAGCCAAUCCCCCGGUCCAGACCACCAACCUCACCCUGCCCGUGGAGUACAUCGUGGUUCACCACACUGCCUGGGACAGGUGCUUUACAGAGGAGGACUGUGUGAAACAGGCCAAGAGAGUACAGGACUACCACCAGGGAGACAAGGGAUGGUGGGACCUCGGGUACAACUUCAUGGUGGGGGAGGACGGCCGUGCCUACGAGGGCAGGGGCUGGACGUCACAGGGGGCCCACGCCAGGGGGUUCAACUCUAAGUCUAUCGGCAUCACGAUAUUCGGCGACUUUCGAUGGGACAUGCCCAAGAGAAACGCAUUAGAAGUGGUGAAGUCUCUCAUCGUUUGCGCCAAAGAACAGGGCGUUAUUCAGGACAACUACACGGUGAUCGGUCACAUGCAGGCAGCCACGCCCUCCUACACGGAGUGCCCGGGGGGAGAACUGCUCUGUGAGAUAUCCACCUGGGACAACUGGAAACCUUUCCAAUUCAAUGGUACCUUCACAUUCCCGGCAAACUGUUCAGAACCAAGCGAUGUAUGCGAUUCUAUAAUCAGUAGAAGUAAAUGGGGUGCACGGCCACCAAAGUCAGCGGAUGUCAGUAUGACGUCACUUCCGGCACAUUAUGUCGUCAUUCAUCAAACAGGCCUGGGCAGAUGUUUUGGUGACUGUACCUCUAACGUGAGGCAGGUUCAGGCGUUGCACCAGGAUCAAUAUGGUUGGAAUGAUAUUGGUUUUAACUUCCUCGUCGGAGAAAAUGGCGGCGCUUAUGAAGGCCGAGGGUGGUAUAAACAAGGACAACUUGCAGACCGUUUUGACUCACGCUCACUGAGUAUAGCAUUCCUCGGUGACUUUGAGAACGUGACUCCUAUGGCGACGGCUACCAAUGCAGUUAAACGUAUCAUACGGUGUGCCAUUAAAAAAGGUAUUCUUCGAAAUGACUACACUCUCAUUGGACACACACAAGCAGACGACAUAGGACAGACUGCGCCCCCUGGCGGACGUCUUCUUUGCACAAUAUCAAAGUGGGAUCACUGGAUACCUGAGCAGUAUAAUGGCGUCUUCCGGUUCCCUCCACAAUGUCCGCGGGUCAUCAGUCACGACCAAACUGUGAAAGCUGCAGACGCCUCUAAAACGAUGACAGUAAACGACGAGUGCCCGGAUAUAGUAAGCAGAGCUCAGUGGGGGGCCAGACCCCCUACCGAGAUCACGAACCUGACACUUCCGGUCCAGUACGUUGUGGUACACCAUACAUCCUGGGACCGCUGUUUUACUAGGGAGAACUGCAGCGCAGAGAUGAGGAAAAUACAGAUUUUUCACCAAGAUGUUCGACAUUGGGCAGAUAUCGGUUAUAAUUUCGGUGUUGGAGAGGACGGCAGAGCAUAUGAAGGACGCGGCUGGUAUAGACGAGGGGCGCACGCGCGAAGAAUUAACGGUAAUUCCACUGGUAUUGUUGUGAUGGGAAAUUUUGAAGACGUAAUACCUUUGUCGAUAGCUACAGAUAUGGUCAAGAAACUUAUUCGUUGUGGGGUUCAAAAGGGAGUCCUGCGUCCUGACUACAUCCUGGUGGGUCACCGGCAGACAGACGACAUUGGCCACACCACGUGUCCUGGUGGAAGUUUUCUGUGUGAAAUCACAAAGUGGGAUCAUUGGCAACCAUACCAGUUCAACGGCACUUUCCAUUACCCCUCUCAGUGUCCUAGAGCGGAUGACGUCACAGCAGUGUCAACGGGCUCUGUACAGUACUCUCCCACCUAUGGUAA
Messenger RNA from Lingula anatina, 1795 nucleotides. RefSeq lists its product as uncharacterized. Gene Ontology annotation, biological process: peptidoglycan catabolic process. Gene Ontology annotation, molecular function: N-acetylmuramoyl-L-alanine amidase activity; zinc ion binding. NCBI's taxonomy places the organism in Eukaryota, Metazoa, Brachiopoda, Lingulata, Lingulida, Lingulidae. The record is from RefSeq and is a predicted model, not a curated record.